GGAGCUCUCUCUCUCUCUCGAGAAGCCCCCAACAACCAUAAUCACCAAUUAUUUUUGCAAUAUCCCAGGGCUCCUCAGUACACCUAUUAUUUAUAGGAUUUUAUACUUUUCAAGUUUUCAUUCAUUAUUUAUUAUUAAAUUUAUAUUGUUUAUUCAAACAAUUCAAAACAUAGCGCACAAGGCAUGUCGUUGAUUGAAAAAAGAAAGCUUUUAUUCUCUCUCUAACGCGUUGCGAGAGAGGGGUGCCAACAACUCAAUUCCACCCUUUUGAAGCAAAUGUACCUGAGACGAGCCAUUUAUUUUGCAGAGAUCGCUUACUUUGAAGAGAGAGAGAGAGAGAGAGAGAGAGUUCGUAUUUCUAGAGAGAGAGAGUUCGUCUUUCUAGAGAGAGAGAGCUUGGUGAGGAAAGGCAAAGGGAUGCAAUUCUCGAUGGUGUUUAGAGAAAGAGACGGUGUUUGCUGUUGCUUGGAGUUCACAACACGAUUAAACGAGGCUAAAUAGCUGCUAUGUACUUAUAGGGUUUCGCGUUUUGAUUAAGUACUGGGAUCUGGUGAUCAGAUCCAGGGCUUAAUCUUUUUGCUUCUCUCUUUACUUUUUAAUGGAUGCCACUUCUCGGCCCGCUGUUGUCAUCGACAAUGGAACAGGGUACACCAAGAUGGGUUUUGCAGGCAAUGUUGAGCCAUGCUUUAUUAUCCCAACAGUGGUGGCAGUGAAUGAAUCUUUCCUGAAUCAGUCAAGGGUGUCAAGUAAAGGAAGUUGGUUAGCACAGCACAGUGCAGGUGUCAUGGCAGACCUGGAUUUCUUUAUUGGAGAUGAGGCUCUAUCCCGAUCUCGCACAAGUAGCACUUACAAUCUUAGCUACCCCAUCCACCAUGGGCAGGUGGAGAAUUGGGAUACUAUGGAGAGAUUUUGGCAGCAAUGCAUAUUCAAUUACUUGCGAUGUGACCCGGAGGAUCACUAUUUCCUUUUAACAGAGAGCCCUCUAACUGCUCCUGAGAAUCGUGAAUACACAGGAGAAAUUAUGUUUGAAACCUUCAAUGUCCCUGGGCUUUAUAUAGCAGUGCAACCUGUCCUUGCCCUUGCUGCUGGAUACACUACUUCCAAGUGUGAAAUGACAGGAGUGGUGGUGGAUGUUGGGGAUGGGGCUACGCAUGUAGUACCGGUGGCAGAUGGUUAUGUGAUAGGGAGCAGCAUCAAAUCUAUCCCAAUUGCUGGGAAGGAUGUUACUCUCUUCAUUCAGCAACUCUUGCGGGAAAGAGGAGAACAUAUUCCACCAGAAGAUUCCUUGGAAGUUGCACGGAAGAUUAAAGAGAUGUACUGUUAUACUUGUUCUGACAUUGUCAAGGAGUUUGGCAAGCAUGACAGAGAACCAUCAAAGUACAUUAAGCAUUGGACUGGAAUCAAAGCAAAGACUGGAGCACCAUACUCAUGCGACAUUGGCUAUGAACGUUUUUUGGGUCCUGAGGUAUUUUUUAGCCCUGAGAUCUAUAGCAGUGAUUUCAUCACCCCUUUACCCUCUGUUAUAGACAAGUGCAUCCAAUCAUCUCCCAUUGAUACAAGGCGGGCUUUAUACAAGAACAUAGUAUUAUCUGGAGGGUCUACGAUGUUUAAAGACUUCCAUAGAAGGUUGCAGCGAGAUAUAAAGAAGAUUGUUGAUGCUCGCGUUGCGGCAUCUGAUGCUCGACUUGGUGGAGACACAAAAUCUCAGCCAAUUGAAGUCAACGUUGUUAGCCAUCCCAUCCAGCGAUUUGCAGUUUGGUUUGGGGGUUCGGUGCUUGCAUCAACACCAGAAUUUUAUGCGGCUUGCCAUACAAAAGCAGAGUACGAGGAGUAUGGUGCGAGUGUUUGCCGAACAAAUCCCGUAUUCAAAGGCAUGUACUAACGUAGAAACAGGUCAAAAGUGUAGGUCAAGUUCUUCAUCAAUCUAGCGGGAGAAAAUCCAGUUGUAAAAUGAAGAUACACCAAUUCCUUUACAUUUCAAGGUUCCAACCUUGGAGUGUUUCAGGGGCCCUUGCUGGUGGUUAUAGCAGGUAGCAUGAGCUCCAUUACUGGAAAACCGGACCCUGAGAGCUGUACAAUAGAUGUGAUAGUUAGGUGAGCUAUGAAUUUUGGUACUCCCAUUACAUUCCUAUUCUUUUUUAGAAAUAAAUCUCAUCAGAUUUCCAGCCAUCAUAAAAGUAGAUGUUGUAUGUUUUGUGAUACCUGUAUGUAGAAGAGCAGUCUUUGACUGGCUUGUACAGCCUAGGCUGGAUGUCAUUUUAACUUUCAGCUUAGUUGGGUAUGGCGUUUCUGCAAUAUUUGAUCCAUAUAUAUUGGCAGUGGAAAUAUUGUUUGGGGUCAGAGGAAAUCAAUCCCCAGUUGGGUACCUUUCAUUGUCACAUAAAUUUCUAUUGCACUCAAUAGUGUCACAAUAUAAAGAGCCAUUUUUCUAUUGGUUUAUCCAUUUCUUUA
Molecule: messenger RNA, 2451 nt
Organism: Amborella trichopoda
Lineage: Eukaryota; Viridiplantae; Streptophyta; Magnoliopsida; Amborellales; Amborellaceae
Gene: DIS1
Product: Actin-like ATPase superfamily protein
Source: RefSeq, a predicted model, not a curated record